Penicillium pulvis is the source of this 7431-nucleotide messenger RNA. RefSeq names its product type I polyketide synthase. The transcript has 14 exons. Gene Ontology annotation, biological process: secondary metabolite biosynthetic process; fatty acid biosynthetic process. Bases 1 to 7431 code for a protein of 2476 amino acids. The record is from RefSeq and is a predicted model, not a curated record. Gene Ontology annotation, molecular function: fatty acid synthase activity; 3-oxoacyl-[acyl-carrier-protein] synthase activity; oxidoreductase activity. Lineage: Eukaryota; Fungi; Ascomycota; Eurotiomycetes; Eurotiales; Aspergillaceae.
AUGUCUCUUCCUCCAGACCCACUUGCCGCAAAUGAGAUUCUUCACAAAGGCAAUCAACUAUUCGGAAGCGAGCACAGCAAGCAGUCAGAAUCCCUUGAAUCCAAAGUCCCAACUUUGACAAUCAACCAGACUUCAUUUUGCAAGGAAACCGGAACUAAAGGGCAUGCAUCCGAUUUACCAGAGGCGGGGGCCAGAUGGCACUCCAACCCUAGUGAGCCAAUCGCAAUUGUGGGCAUGGGCCUACGACUCCCAGGGGGUGUGAAUUCGCCUGAUGAGUUCUGGAAAUUUCUGAUCGAGAAAAGAGAUGGGCUCUGCGAAGUGCCCGAAACUCGGUACAAGCUGGAUUCAUUCUAUAGCGAUUCUAAGCCACACUCUGUGAAAACGAGGAAGGGCUACUUCCUUAAAGAGGAUCCGGCUUUGUUUGACGCCGAAUUCUUCUCCAUCAAUAAAUUCGAGGCAGAAAGAAUGGACCCGCAGCAGCGACAGCUGAUGGAAGUUGUCUGGGAGUGUCUGGAGAGUGCUGGAGAGACAAAUUGGCGGGGAAAGGAAAUUGGAUGUUUCGUUGGAGUAUACGGCGAGGAUUGGCUUGAAUUGGCAAGCAAGGAUUUCCAGAAUACUGAUCGAUAUCAUGUUCUUGGAACAGGGCAGUUUGCGCUUUCAAACCGAGUCUCUUACGAAUAUGACUUCCAAGGCCCGAGUAUGACACUUCAAACUGGAUGCUCAUCAUCUCUUGUCGGUCUGCAUGAAGCCUGCCAGGCGAUAUACUCAGGCGAAUGUACCUCGGCAAUCGUUGGAGGAACAAACUUGAUUUUCUCUCCCACUAUGACUACGACCAUGUCGGACAACAUGGUUUUAUCUCCAAGCGGGAUAUGUCGAACCUUUGAUAGAAAGGCAGAUGGUUAUGGGAGAGGUGAGGCGAUCAAUGCGAUAUAUAUCAAGCCGCUCAAAGAUGCCAUAAGAGAGAAAGACCCAGUGAGGGCUGUUAUUCGUGCAACAUCAACCAAUUGCGAUGGACAUACACCGAGUAUCACCACACCUGGCUCGAUAAGUCAAGAGCGUCUCAUACGAAAGGCAUACAAGAAGGCCAAACUAGACGACAUAACGCAGACGGCCUUCUUUGAAUGUCAUGGAACCGGGACGACGGUUGGCGAUACGGCCGAAACAUCUGUGGUUGCAAAGGUAUUUGGGGAAAAAGGAACUAUUAUUGGCUCUGUCAAACCUAACGUGGGCCAUUCCGAGGGAGCUUCCGGAGUGACCAGUAUCAUCAAGGCUGCCUUGGCUCUUGAAAACAACCAAAUCCCACCAAACAUUUUCUUCGACACGCCGAAUCCCAGCAUUCCAUGGGAAAAGGCCAAUCUUCAAGUUCCGACCUCAACCAUGGCAUGGCCGAAGGACCGUAGGGAAAGAAUCAGUGUCAACUGUUUUGGAAUUGGUGGAGCUAAUGCACAUGUGGUAAUGGAGUCUAUGGCUGCGUACUGUGGACAAGGCCCCAAUACACCAGAGCUGACACAGUCACUCGGAAAUGAAUCACGUCUUCUUCCCGUGUCUGCAAUGUCUCAGGAAUCUCUACAGCAGCGUAUUCAAGACAUUAUUGACUAUGCAAACAAUUACCCGGCUCUGCUCCCUGACUUGGCUUAUACCUUGGGUAAGCGACGAGAGCACAUGAAGCAUCGCGCCUUUGCCGUAGUGCACCCGGCGGACUUGGUAUUCGUUUUCACUGGUCAGGGUGCUCAGUGGCCGGGGAUGGGAAAGAACCUCAUGGAUACAUUUGAAAGCUUUCGAAAAGACAUUCAAGACAUGGACCUUGCACUCCAGGAACUUGAAAGUCCUCCAAAUUGGUCUCUGCAGGAUGAGCUCGCCAAGAUGGGUGGUGAGAGCCGAGUUAGCCAAGCUGCCUAUUCCCAGCCUCUUUGCACGGCCAUUCAAGUUGGGAUUGUGAAUAUACUGAAAAAAAUGGGGAUUCGCCCGGUAUCUGUUGUUGGCCAUUCCAGUGGAGAAAUCGCCGCGGCAUAUGCAGCUGGCGCAAUCACAGCCACGUCAGCAGUGAUUAUUGCCUAUUACCGGGGUAAAGCGAUACAAUCUCAGGAUGGGAAGGGUGCAAUGGUGGCGGUAGGUCUUGGUCGCCAGGCCAUUUUGCCGUAUCUAGAAGAAGGUGCGGUUCUGGCCUGUGAAAACAGUCCUGAUAACAUCACCCUAUCAGGUGACAUUAAAGUCAUCGGAGAUAUCACCGCGAAGAUCAAGAAGGAUUUCCCAGAUAUAUUAUGCAGACCUCUACGAGUCAAUACUGCGUAUCAUUCCCAUCAUAUGCUUGAAGUUGGCAACGGCUAUCAACUGUCAAUUGCAAGCCACCUCGAGUUUCGAGAUAAUAUGCUUCCUUUAUUCUCAAGUGUAACUUCGGCGAAAAUCACCAAUCCAUGUGAUCUCAACGCGACAUACUGGCGCCAGAACCUUCAGGCUCCUGUUCUCUUUCUAGAUGCUAUAACAGCCACUUUCAAAAAUACCGAAGACGCCCAAAUAUUCUUAGAGAUCGGUCCACACUCCACACUUGCAGGCCCUUUACGACAAAUCUUCAAGUCUGUUGCGCAUAAGAAAGAUCCAAUUUACAUCCCCACGAUGACGCGCUAUGUCGAAGAUUCAAGGUCUCAGCUGCUUCACACGCUAGGCUGUAUCCACAUGAAUGGUGGAAAUAUAGAUUUCUCAGCCGCAAAUGGCGAUGGAAUGGUUUUGUCAAAUUUGCCUACCUACCCCUGGCUCCACAAGUCUCGACAUUGGCAUGAAAGUCGACUGGCAAGAGAGUGGCGGCAACAGAAGUCACCCCAUCAUGAAAUUCUUGGCGCCCGAGUUGCUGAAUCUUCAGAUUUAGAGCCUUCGUGGAGAAACAUACUUAGACUUGAGAACGUGCCAUGGAUAUGGGACCAUGUGCUACAGGGCAAUGUCAUGUUCCCUGCCGCUGGAUACAUUUCAAUGGCUGGAGAAGCAAUUCGGCAGCUCAACCCCGGAGUGGAAGAUUAUUCGAUCAAACAAUUCGUUUUGAAAUCACCCCUUCUGAUGGAGGAUGAUCAAGCGGUUGAGAUUCUCACCACACUCCGGCGAGAGAAGUACAAUGACAUGGCUGAGUCAGAGUGGUAUGUAUUUACCAUCACGGCGUAUGAUGGCAAAGCAUGGACCAAACACUGUCAGGGACAGGUUAGAUCCGGUUAUGACUAUCCACCAAUUACCAGCGAGAUCAAAACCAAUAUUCGACCCGUCAAUAGUGAUCAAUGGUACCGGUACUUGAGUAAAUACGGUGUGAGUUAUGGCCCGACCUUUCGCGGGCUCACGAAAAUCUUUGCCCACCCGGUUGAGUACCAAGCCAAUGCAACAGUACUUGACCCGAAAGAUUACGCCAGCAGAUAUACUAUGCAUCCCAUAGUUAUUGACCAAACAUUACAACUCCUCAGCGUUGCAUCGGCAAAUGGAAUCGCGCGUCGCAUUGAUAGAUUUGCUAUCCCCGCUGCAAUCGGUCAUAUAUACAUCGGAGGUAACGCUCCGGAGAUGCAAAUAGAGAGCAGAAUGACCCAGAACGAGACGGGAAUCAUCACAGGGUCUUCUUACGUGAUUGCGAACGGAAUACAUUUGUUAUCCAUCAACCAAGCCACUUUCUUCACUGUGCAGGAUCGACCAGUGAAUAACACAUCUGUUCCACUCAUUUCAGAAAUUAGGUGGAUACCAGACAUUGAUUUCACGUCGCCCAGCUCAUGGGUUACUCCACCAGUCAUCUCUCAUAAAGAAAGAGAAUUUCGCCAAGAUGUACUUCCGGCCAGCUUUCUAUACAUCCUUGAGACAGCUUCCCGGAUAGCUUCGUGUACACCGAAAGAGCCGCAUAUGGUCAAUUAUAAGAACUGGAUUGACACAGAGGCUUCCAAAAUUUUGUCAGGGACCUACAAGAACCUUCACGGAGGCUUUGCAUGCAUUGAGAUGAGUUCGAAUGACAGAGUGGCUGCUCUUCAUGACAAAGUCAUGAAAUAUGAGAAUGACGCAGUUCAUUCCGGUGGUGUUUCUGCCCUGCAGACAGUUUUUGAGAACUGUGUUGAGCUUGUAUCAGGAGCAAAAUCAUCGCUAGACAUUUUGAUGGAGGAUGAAUCGUUACGAAAGUAUUAUGAAUGCAUCAAUGCAGCUCCUCUCUGGUUCGAAUUUCUCCAGCUCCUUGGAAACACCAAUCCAUCAUUGCGAAUUUUGGAGGUCGGCGCUGGAACAGGCACUGCGACCAGGAAUGCACUCGAUGAUCUCAAGUCACCAGAGGGUGUUUGUCUUUACUCGAAAUAUGUCUUCACCGAUGUAUCGGCUGCAUUCACCAUUGCCGCCCAAAAGGAAUUUGCCGCUUAUGAGAAUCUCGAGUUCAAGAUUCUUGACAUUUCGCGAGAUAUUGAGGACCAGGGCUUUGAGCCUCAUUCUUUUGACCUCGUGAUUGCUUCAAACGUUUUCCACGCAACCCCAUCUCUGAAGACGACCCUGCAGAAUGUACAUAGACUUCUGUCGCCUACAGGAAAGCUGCUAUUGUUUGAAAUGUGCCCUGAGUAUAAGUUGACAGAUUACGUGAUGGGGACGCUACCUGGAUGGUGGAUUGGAAAGGAUGACCAACGAGCUGAACGGCCAUACGUAUCCCCUGAGAGGUGGGACUGUGAGCUCCAGGCGGCUGGAUUUACUGGAUGCGAAGCAUUAGCCCACGAUUUUGAACAACCUUUCCAACACAACUUCACUAUGAUUUCUGGAAUCUCCGUGGAUGUCGAUAGGGAGAGAAGGCAAGUAUUCAUUGUUCACAACGGAGAUCCCAGUAGUUGGGCCUCCGAAGUUGCAUCGAAAAUCACGGAUCGGAAACAAGACCUGAUUUUCCUGCUGGACAUGCAUGAGCCAUUUCUUUACAAUUUGAAAGAAGAGGCUUUUAUUCGAUUCCAGAACUAUAUUGUGAAUGUCGAAAACAACCGGAUUCUCUGGGUUACUCAUUCGUCGCAAAUGCGCUGUAGCGAUCCUCGAUACGGCCUCACACUGGGAUUUUCUCGGAACCUCAGACGCGAGCUGGGUAUUGAUAUUUCCAUUUUCGAGACUGACGCUUUCGAUACCACUGCAGCGAUGUCCCUGUGUCUUGUAUACGACAAGAUAAACAAUUCACGGGGAACGAAAGGCACAAGUCCAGAGUACGAGUUCUCACACUAUCUGGGCUCUGUGAAUGUUGGGAGAUGCCAUUGGGGGCCUAUGCUGGGCGAUACUGAGGUGACUUCACCUGAGCUAAUUGAGAAAGGCGUACGUAAGUUGGAGAUCAGAUCCACCGGUCUUCUUGAUACUAUGCAGUGGAUACAAUGCCCCGAGGAAAGACUUGAAAAGGACCGAAUCGAGAUCGACAUGAAGAGGAUUGGCGUCAAUUUUCGGGAUCUCAUGGUGGCCAUGGGCCUUGUUGGACACAAAGACCAGAUUGGAUUCGAGGGGAGUGGUUUUAUUCGACGUGUGGGAUCGGAUGUCAAAGGCUUUUCCCCAGGGGAUCGAGUCAUUGUGUGUUACAAAGGGGUUUUCAAAACUCGGAUUACCAUGGAUCCGGAGCACUGCUGGAUAAUUCCCGAUGGCAUUUCACUCGCCGAUGCAGCCAGUAUGCCCACAGUAUACGUUACUGCGAUCUAUUCUUUGAUUGAACUGGGCAACUUGCAGAAAGAUCAGAGCGUGUUGAUUCACUCGGCUUGUGGCGGUGUUGGCCUAGCAAGUAUUCAAAUAUGCAAGAACAUUGGCGCAGAGAUAUUUGCCACUGUAGGUAGUGAGGAGAAGGUCCAAUACCUGAUGGAAAAUUUUGGAAUUCCUCGAAGUCACAUCUUCAACUCUCGGAACAGCACAUUCCUACCAGACCUUUUGCGAGAGACGGAUGGACGAGGUGCUGAUAUUGUUCUAAACUCACUAGCGGGCGAGCUCUUACAUGCUUCAUGGGAAUGUGUUGCCAGCAGAGGGAAAAUGAUCGAACUGGGAAAACGUGAUUUCCUGACGAACGGCACAUUGAGCAUGGCUCCUUUUCUCAGGAACAGAGCUUUCUAUGGCGUGGAUGUAUUGAGCUUGACCGAGGAAAGUCCCCAGUAUGUGACCAAAUUGCUCUUACAUGCUACGGAAUUAUGCGAGCAAGGGAAGGUCAAACCUAUCAGGCCACUCAUGACUUUCCCUGCCAACAAGGUGAUAGAUGCAUUCAGAUACAUGCAGCAGGGUGUCCACAUGGGUAAGAUUGUGAUUGAGAUUCCAGAUGACAUUAGCGAGCUUGAAGUUUCCAACUCUGCGCCUGCCGCUUCGUUUUCACCGCUGGUUUCAUACCUGCUGGUAGGCGGACUAGGCGGUCUAGGGCGGACAAUAUCUACUUGGAUGGUUGAAAAUGGAGCGCGCUACCUGAUAUUUCUGUCUCGUUCGGCUGGACAGUCUGAAAACGACCAGGCAUACAUCAGAGAGCUAGAGGCACAAAGUUGUCAUGUUCAGACUGUAGCGGGGGAUGUGACCAAGCUUUCUGAUGUCCAGAACGCAGUUUCAAAAUGCAUUAAGCCUCUGGCUGGUGUCUUCCAGCUGUCCGUGAAGCUUACUGAUCGUACCUUUGAAAAGAUGACAUUCGAAGAUUGGACCUCUGCUCUUGCCCCUAAAGUCAAUGGAACUUGGAACCUACAUCGCGCCGUUGAGAAGGAAAACCUGGAUUUCUUCGUUGUGUUUGGCUCAAUUGUCGGAGUCAUUGGGAAUAAUGGCCAGAUCAAUUAUGCUGCCGCGAACACGUUUCUUGAUAGCUUCACCCAAUACCGCCGCAAUCUGGGGUUGGCGUCCUCGGCAAUUGCACUGGGUCCGGUAGAAGAUGUUGGAAUUGUUAGCCGAAACCCGGAGCUUCUGCAUGCCGUACGAGUGGUGGGAUCAUAUCUCUUGGAUGAAGGUGAUGUGAUCAAAGGGCUAGAAGCUGCCAUCAACCGAUCGGCCGUUAAGCAAACCGUCCAGAAUGCAUCGGUGAUUGUUGGACUGACACCCUCUAAAUCUUCGGCUGAUUCCACCAUCUGCCCUAACUGGGAGACAGAGGCUCGAUACUCCAUUCAUCGCAAUAUUGAAUCAACUCAAGAUGUCGGUACAGAAUUGAAAAGUGAUAAUCUCAGGGCACUUGUUGCGAAGGUCGAGGAGAACCCCGACAUCCUGGAUGACCCAGAGACUGAACUUACUAUCUCUCGGGAGAUUGGCAAGUUGAUCACCCAGCACAUGGCUAAUGCAGAGGAUAUGAACGAUGAGCAGAUAGCCCAGGUCGCUAUCGAUUCACUGAUGUCAAUUGAGAUUCGGGGCUGGAUACGUCGUAAUCUGGGACUGGAGAUCAGCUUGGCAGAGAUAUCGAAAGCUGGAACUGUUGGAUCACUGGCUAGUCUUGCGGUUGAGAAUCUUCGAGCCAAAUACCGGAAGCCUUGA